AUGGCCACGGGUGCGGCUGGAGAUGGACUUCUCCGGGGUGUAUAUGAAGGGUGCAUUUCAGGCAGUGAUAUGGGAAUCCAGAGAAGGCCAUACCAUAAGAAUUGCAAGUGCCAACUACAUAAAUCGCGUCAAAAUUGCUUGCAUUUGUCAAAAUAUAGAAGCGUGUCGUAUCCUGUUAGGCGGUCUUGGAGCGAAGGUUGCCUUGCGUUGAUGGGUGUCGGAAUCUCGUCUUCGCCUUGUUCCUCCCCAGCUAGAUCCAUCGGGGAGAUAACAAGAAUGCAAACACAAUUGAUACUAUGUAAGGAAGACGAAGAAGAAGAGACUAAGUCCAUAAUUGAUACUUGUGUUCUGAAAAAUGUUACAUUGAUUGAUGGGGGAAGAAAAGUAAAGAGUUUGUGA
Molecule: messenger RNA, 399 nt
Organism: Olea europaea var. sylvestris
Lineage: Eukaryota; Viridiplantae; Streptophyta; Magnoliopsida; Lamiales; Oleaceae
Exons: 2
Coding region: 1-399 (132 amino acids)
Source: RefSeq, a predicted model, not a curated record